Vespa velutina is the source of this 3962-nucleotide messenger RNA. It is a transcript of the gene cmpy, whose product is annotated as cysteine-rich motor neuron 1 protein-like. Gene Ontology annotation, molecular function: protein binding; serine-type endopeptidase inhibitor activity. The transcript is spliced from 12 exons. The record is from RefSeq and is a predicted model, not a curated record. NCBI's taxonomy places the organism in Eukaryota, Metazoa, Arthropoda, Insecta, Hymenoptera, Vespidae. Gene Ontology annotation, cellular component: extracellular region. Bases 81 to 2345 code for a protein of 754 amino acids.
GAGGGUAAAAGACAAAACGAAAAAAGAUAUAGAAAGUAAAACAAAAUAAAAGUGAAAGAGGUGCAAAGAAAAGAAAAAAAAUGAGGGCUUCGUUACUACUCCUGGGGGGCAUUAUCGUCGUUCUCUCGAUCGCGGUUGCGAGGGCACUAUCCUGUGUGUGUUCACCGCUCGAGUGUGACGUACUCACCGACGAGGAUUGCCCCGGAGGCCUCACCUGGGAUCCCUGCAGAUGUUGCAAAGUAUGCGCGCGCGUUGAAGGCGAACCAUGCGGGGGUCUUUUCGGCUUUUCCGGGAGCUGCGCGGUCGGACUGCAGUGUGUAAUCAAAAAUCUACUGCCUCACACGCGGGAAGUGGACGAGGGCGUCUGUGCGAAGAUACCAGGGAGAUGGCGAAGGCAUUGUCCAAACGGACCAGUAAUGUCCGGUCCUGGUUGUAACCUGGUCGGCGAUGGAACCUCGGACGAAAGCGGAAACGCGGUCGCGAGCGGGAAAUGCGUUUGCGGACCGUCCGUGCCCUGGUGUCCGGGCGAACCACGACCAUAUGUCUAUAUGACGCGGCACGAGUGCAAGCUCAAUUUGGCCGCGAAAAUUGCCUACGACGACCUCCUUGACUCCAAGGAUAGAGCGAACGUCGUGCCCGACGAGAGCAAGAACGCAACUGCAGCUCCUGACACACCUUCCAAUCGAACAAAUCAGAUUGACGUAAAUCUGAUGAAUAUCGAACAUGGAAAUAAACGACUCCUGCAUGGCUCGCGAUGUCCCGAGGACAGCGUGGAAAAUGAAAACGGCGAGUGCAAAUGCUCUCCGACGUGUCCUUCACCACCGGUCUGUUCUGAACCUGAACAACUUUUACUAACAAGAAAUGCGAUUCCUGGGACACCCGGUAGAUGCUGCCCACGUUAUGAAUGUCUUCCCUCAGGACAUCAGCAAGAUGGACAUCAAGAAGGACAAGAUCAGCAGCAAAGUUCAGAAAACGGUUGUCCCAGGGAUAGUGUUCCAAGUGAAGAUGAGGUAUGCAAAUGCGUACCUACGUGUCCACCUGCAUCUUGUAAAGAAGGUGAACGUGCCGUUGAGGUCAGGCGAGCUGUACCUAAUACUCCUGGUUCCUGCUGUCCUCUUUACGAUUGUGUAGCUUCAGAAUCCGUAUACUGGGUUGAAACGGAAGAAGGUAGCAACACCGGGAAUUGUUUCUUCAAAGAUGGAAUUUUCCGACGAGUUGGUGAACACUGGAAAGAGGAACCUUGUGUUAAUUGCACUUGCCAAGAGAAUGGUCAGGUAUCCUGUCAAGCGAUCAUGUGCAAAUCUUGUGCAAACGCAAUACCACCAGAUCCAGGCGAAUGUUGCUCUCACUGUCCACAACCAACGAGUUCGACGGAUGUCGAUGUCGAUAACAAAUCGAUUUGCAAAACUCCUUUGAUCGACUGUAACCUCAAUUGCGAUCGUUACUUAACCGACGAGGACGGCUGUCAAAUUUGCGAAUGUUACGAAUCAUCAAAGAACGAAAUGGUCCACACAACAUUCGAAAAGGACAAACUCUGUCCAGAAUUAUCACGCUGUGAACUGGACUGUGAUCUCGUAAAAGAUGAGAGUGGAUGUUCGAUUUGUGACUGCCAAUCAACAUCAAAUUCAUCGUCACCAUCAUUGUCACCUCAACGACACCAACAAAAUUCGACUGUUCCUUCGUCGAAUCGAACAUUGAACCAUCCAAAUGUUGAGAGUUUCGAGAAUGACGACAAUAAGAAAAUCGUCUGUCCCGAAGUAAAGUGUGAUCUUCACUGUGAGCAUGGUCUCGUGAUGGACGAGAACGAUUGCACUUUAUGCGAGUGCAAACCGCUUCAUGAGGACUGUCCUCUGUUCGUGGGAUGCAAGAAGAAAUGUAGAUUUGGUUACAGAACCAACAAACGCGGCUGUCCGAUAUGUCGCUGUCGUGCGAGUUGCAUCAACGACGAGAACGAACCAAUACAGGAAGGUGGAAACUGGCUACGAAACGCUUGCACGACUUGCACGUGCGAGGUAGGCGGAAGAGUAAAUUGCAAGGAGACCGUUUGUUCGGUGGCCUGUAGCGAUCCUUUACCCCCGGAACCGAACACAUGCUGCCCAGUUUGUCCGAUCACGGAAAUUGAGAUGGGUCAUCAGAGUAGCAGAGGUUGGGGAGUAGUACCAAUUACGCUGAUCGUCGUCCUGGCAUUGCUCUGCCUUCUACUGAUUACCCACAUCGUUCGUAGCCGUUUCCGUGGUCGACUGUCGCCAUCAGAUGCAAGCUAUUCCUAUCCACCACAAUACUACAAGUGCGUGCCUGCUUACGACACACCGAUGCAUCGAAACGAGAAGAUCGUGCCACUGUAAAAGACUGUUUUCGACGAUGCACAACAUCCCCGAUGUUCCUCGUUCUUAUUUCUUUCCACGUUUCUUAAAGAAAAAGAAAAAGAAAUUUCACGAGGAUCUUGGAUGUUGAUGCUCGUCGAGGGAUAAAAAAAAAAAGAAAGAAAGAAAGAAAGAAAGAAAGAAAGAAAGGAAGAAGGAAAACGAAAGAAGAAAGAAGAAGAACUAAUCCGGUUCGAUUUACUUUUUUUUUCUAAGAAAUCGAUAUAACGGAGUUGAGAAAUAAAUAGGACCUUUGCGAGUAGAUUCAGUAUUAUUCUUAAGAGACGAGCGAGACGUGUUUUUGAGGGAGAUCAAAGGGAAGAAAAAAAAAAUAGAAAGAGCGAUGUAUAAAAUGGGGUGAGGACAAAAAAGAAAAGAAAAGAAAAGAAGAAAAAAAAGAAAAGAAAAAGAAACAAAUUAUUCGACGACACCCCUUGAAUUUACUACUUACUCGAUCCCCUCGAAAUCUCGUUAAGAAAAAGGAAGAUGAAAAAGAAGAAGGACUAUUAAUAUACGGUAUCGUUUAAUCUGUAAAUUAUAAAAAAAAAAAGAAGAAAAGAAAAAACGACUUUAGCGUAAAACCGUCAUUGUAAGUGUGCUAACUAGCGUUAACCCUCCUAGCUCCUAACUUAUAUACAUAUACAUAUACAUACUGUAUAUAUAUAUAUAUAUAUAUAUAUAUAUAUAUAUAUAUAUAUGUGUAUAUAUAAUAUGUGUAUGUGUGGAAAGAGAGUACAGAAAAAUAGAGACGGGUCUCCAUCGUAGUAUUAGUUUCCUUGAUCUCUCUGGACCACAACGCGAUUAAUUGAUUAAUUAGUAUAAUUAAUAUUCGAAAAUCGAUUAUUGUAUGCAAAGUAAUUUUUUGUUCUUUUUCAUUUUUUUUUCCCUUUUCUAUUCGUUAAAAAUAAUGUGAUAAAAGAGUUUUAUAUCGUGUCUUAGUUUAUAUAACUCUUACAUUAAUUAAAUAAUUUAAUUUAAAAAUUUCUUACAAAAUUAUGACAAUUUUUCAUACUUUAUGCUCGAAUUUCAUUUUCAUUUUUUUUUUUUUUCUAUUCCCCUUCAAUGAUCUUCAAGAUCAUUCAUUAUUGCUUUGAACGUUACAUUGGCGAUCGUUUUCGUUUCUAUUAAUAAAAAAACAAAAAAGAAUAAAAAAGAAAGAUCGAAAUUCUCAUCUGAGAGAAAUAUCUCAGACAAAAUUCGAAGUGCGAAAUGAAAAAAAUAUUAAUCCUAUCCGAGGUCCAAUGAAAGAACUAACGAGUUGCGUCAAUACAUAUAUAUGUAUAAUCAAGAUAAAUCUUAGGUUAAUCCGUUCGUAACUGUGUUAUUAGAUCGUUCCUAUAUAUAUAUAUAUAUGUAUAUAUAUAUAUAUGUAUAUAUAUGUAUAUGUAUAUAUAUAUAUGUAUAUGUAUAUGUAUAUAUAUAUAUGUAUAUAUAUAUAUAUUAUAUGUUUAUUGCUACCUUCACUCUCUUAGCCAACGAGAUACAUUUCAGUGUGUGAUUCUCCAAAAAAGGAAAAAAAUAAGGUAAAAGGAUAAGCAUGAAAAGUGACGAAAGUGUACAUAUAUGAUAUCCUAAUUAAAAAAAAAAAAAAAAAAAAAA